Molecule: messenger RNA, 1014 nt
Organism: Lichtheimia ornata
Lineage: Eukaryota; Fungi; Mucoromycota; Mucoromycetes; Mucorales; Lichtheimiaceae
Exons: 2
Coding region: 1-1014 (337 amino acids)
Biological process (GO): cell differentiation; regulation of transcription by RNA polymerase II; anatomical structure morphogenesis
Molecular function (GO): DNA-binding transcription factor activity, RNA polymerase II-specific; RNA polymerase II cis-regulatory region sequence-specific DNA binding
Source: RefSeq, a predicted model, not a curated record
AUGAGCAAUACUACACCUAUUAGUCAAACACGCCAAAAGGCUUUGGAAAAGCUUGCAGCCCAAGUGUCGGAUCGACAAACCAUUAACAUGACUCGACGCCAACGCCCUCAACGUAAGCAGCGGAAACGUCAUCCGGAACGCAUUCCGAGACCUAUCAACUGCUUUUUGGCGUAUCGUCUUGACAUGCAAAAAAUUAUUGUCGAACAAGUCCCUGGAGCCAACCAUCGUGACAUCUCCAAGGUUGUGGCAGAAUGGUGGCGACAAGAGCCUGAACAAGUGAAGGAAAAGUACAAGAUGGUCGCUGAGAUUGCUAAGCAAGAGCAUUUGCAAAUGUAUCCUAAUUACAAGUAUACUCCAAGACGUCGACGUGCAGGAGGAUUAUCAUCAUCAUCAACAUCGUCGUCAUCAUCUUCAUCGUCAUUGCCAUCGGCUGUGGAAGCAUCAAAUCAACAACCUACGGGACAACAAGAUAAUGAAAUUUCAUGCAUGUCUUCCGAAACACCAUGCAUUGUUUCGACAUCGCCUGAUUCAAUGGUCUUUGCUGCAAGUGAGCCAUCUGAAAGCACUUUGCCACUUGGCUAUGGUAAUGGAUCUUGGGAAGCGGCUGUAAUGGCAGCCUGUUGGCCUACAUCGCCUGUCAUGCAAGAUUGUGCUACCAUGACACCUGUGUUACAAGCCCCAUACUACUUGAGCAUUGACCCACAAGAGCAAUUGGCACCAACUCCAUUUCCAGAAUAUUCCGACGUUGCUGCUGAUGCUGCUCUUCAUCAAGGUUGGACCCAACCCAGGCCAUCUACAUCCACAUCCACUAUCAGUAGCUCAUCAUCAUCGAUCCUCAGCCAUCAUUAUCAGCAGCAAUAUGAGCAUGAAGAUCGUACUAUCAUGGAGGAUAGCAGCGUCAUGCCAUCAUCACUUUUAGUUACGGACCCUGAUAGCUUGAGUUAUAAUGAUAUGUUUCUAGAAGACUCGUCAAACAGUAUGUUUGGUAAUGUAGAAAAGCUCGCUUGGGAAUGA